GCCGCCGACUCCCAGCGCGUUGCGCAUGCCACGACUUUGACAAGUGCGUGCGGCUCCAUUCAAUCGGCUCACACCUAAUGGACUCUAAGGACGACGAUGGAGUUCUCCUGGCGGAGCGUCUUCUUCACCGUGAUCAUCAUUACGGACAGAAUCCGGCCCUCACACUCCUUUAAUGUCGGCACCGCAGGCGCCAAGAUUUUCAGCGGGCUGGCGGAGGAGGAGUUUGGCUACGCGGUCCAACAAGCGACAAACCACCAAGGCAAAUGGCUCCUGGUCAGCGCCCCGUGGAGUGGUUUCAGCCGAAACAGGAAGGGGAAUGUUUACAAGUGUCAAGUCUCGGGCUCCAGAAACAGCUGUGACAAGCUCGACCUUCAAGAUUCCGUUAGUAUCCCCGAUGUUAAAAACGUCAACGACGAGAUGUGCCUGGGUUUGACUCUGACCCGGAUGCCUGCAGUCAAUGGUUUGAUGAUGUGCGGCCCUCUUUGGGGACAACGCUGUGGCGAUCAGAUCUUCUACCCAGGAAUAUGUGCAAGACUGAGCCCCCUCUUUCAACCUCAACCCGCCUUCUCUCCUGCCAUCCAGUCAUGCGGAGGGCCGAUGGACAUCGUGAUAGUUUUGGACGGAUCCAACAGCAUUUACCCGUGGGCUCCAAUGAACGAGUUCCUCCGGAAAUUGAUACCUGCACUCGACAUCGGGCCCAAAAGCACACAGGUCAGCGUCAUUCAGUACGGCGUCGAGUCCAAGUUUGAACUCAAACUCAACGAGUUUAAAACCAAAGAUGAGGUUUUGGCUGCGGUGUCCAGAAUCACACAAAUGUACGGUUCUUCUACCAACACCUUCCACGCCAUCCAAUACGCCAGUCAGUGGGGUUUCCAUGAAAGCAACGGCGGUCGACCAGGCGCCGCCAAGGUGAUGGUGGUCGUCACCGAUGGGGAGUCUCACGACAGGUCUUUCAGAGAAAAUGUCCUUGCCGAGUGCGAGAAGCAAGGCAUCACCCGCUUUGGUAUCGCUGUCCUGGGUUAUUACACCAGAAACAACAUCAACACAGACAACCUGAUAGAAGAAAUCAAGUCCAUCGCCAGCAUACCCAAAGAGAAGUACUUCUUCAAUGUGUCGGAAGAGGCGGCCCUCUCCACCAUCACGGGAGCACUGGGGAGCCGAAUCUUCAACAUAGAAGGCACCGGGAAAGGGGGCGACAACUUCGAGAUGGAGAUGUCCCAGGUCGGAUUCAGCGCUCACUACGCCAGCCAACAGGAUGUGAUGAUGCUGGGAGCAGUGGGGGCCUAUGCUUGGAGCGGGACUGUCGUCCAUCAAAAGGGGUCGAAAGCGGACGUUCUCCCCUUCUCGGCCUUUGAGGGAACGCUACAAGACAGAAACCACAGCUCAUUACUGGGUUAUUCUGUCACCACACUGAGCGACAGGCUCACAGAAUACUUUGUGGCCGGCGCACCUCGCUCCAACCACUCCGGACAAGUUAUCGUCUACACCGUCAACGCCCAGAAGCAACCUGCCAUCAUCGACUCAGAGAGAGGGAAACAGAUUGGGUCGUACUUUGGAAGCGUCCUGUGCCCCCUGGACGUGGACAGAGACGGGGUGACGGACCUCCUGCUGGUUGGUGCGCCCAUGUUCAUGAGCGAUCUGAAGAGAGAGGAAGGCAGGGUCUACCUCUUCUCUGUCACCAAGGGUAUACUGAACGAGCAAGGAUUCCUCAGUGGUCCGCCCCCGACUGAGAACGCGCGCUUUGGGAUGGCCAUCUCUGCCGUUCCGGACCUGGACCUGGACGGUUACAAUGACGUUGUGGUUGGAGCUCCGCUAGAGGACGACGGGAAAGGCGUCAUCUACAUCUACAACGGGGAGAAGAAGGCAUUAAACAAACAGUUCUCACAGAGAAUCCUUGGCUCCAAACUGGAUCCUCAGAUGCAGUAUUUUGGAAGGUCCCUAGAUAGCUACAAAGAUCUGAAUGAUGAUACGAUCCCUGACAUCUCCAUUGGCGCAUAUGGCAAAGUGGUGCAACUCUGGUCCAGAGGAGUGGCGUCCGUCUCGGCUAAAGCUUCUUUCAACCCCAAUAAAAUCAACAUUUUCAACAAACCCUGCGACCUUAAUGGACGCAAGCUUACGUGUUUCAACACCAACCUCUGCUUCAGAGCUGCGUUCAGGCCUAAGGAGCCCGUGGGACCCAUUGAUAUAUCCUACACUCUGACUCUGGACGCUGACCUGCAGGCUUCACGAGUGACGUCAAGAGGACUGUUCACGAAGAACAAUGAACGCCUCCUCACAGAAAAAGCAAAAAUAUCCUCUGCGCCCCUGUGUCUGGACUACCAGGUUUAUGUUCAGGAGGCGCCAGACUUUGUCAAUUCCCUCAGUCUGAAAGUAGAGAUUGAGCAGCAGAAUGCAGAUGUGAACCCCGUCCUCGAUAUGUCGUCUCCAAGUGCCUGGGAGUUCUUUGUCCCAUUCACAAAAGACUGCGGCUCUGACGAAGUGUGUGUCAGUGAUCUGGUGCUGAGUGUGAAGACGGACACGAAAGCUUCCAGCUCAGCUCCCGUCCUGGUCAGCGCCAACAACCAGGAGCUGUCGUUCAAUGUCGUCGUGAAGAACAGGAAGGAGAACGCGUACAACACUCAGGUCUUGGCGACAUACUCGGGCAACCUCUUCUACUCCUCUGUCUUCCCUCCCACGGACGGAGUCAAAUGCACCGCAACGCAAACGCAGACCGUCACCUGCCAAGUGGGAUACCCGGCAUUAAAAACAGACCAAGAGGUGAAAUUUCGGAUGAAUUUCGAUUACAAUCUUGAACAGUUGCAAAACCGAGCCGAGGUGAAGUUUGAGGCCAAGAGUGAUGGUAAAGAGGAAAGACCUGCAGACAACACGGUGGACAUGUCCAUUCCUGUGCGAUAUGAUGCGGGCAUUGUUUUAUCGAGGCAGUCCAACAUCAAUUUCUACGUGGCAGAUGCCGCCGUUCCCGUGGUAACAACGGUGAAAAGCCUCGAUGACAUCGGCCCAGAGUUCAACUUCACUGUGAAGGUUUCAACAAGUAACUUCCCUGUCAGCCUCCUGUAUCUGACCAUCGCUCUGCCGGUGACCACGAAAGGUGGAAAUCCGCUCCUCUAUGUCACCGGUGUGGACACGCAAGCAGGCGGAGCCGUCAGCUGUGACUCCAGCGGCCUGGUGGAUCCUCUGAAGAUCGGCGUGAAGAGCCACACCGCGUCCUUCUCCGAGGAGAGUCUGAGAGGCACGGAGAAGCUGGACUGCAAGAGCGCAGAAUGCAAGUACAUCAAAUGCAUCCUCAAGGACACGGAAACUAAAAGCGAGUACUUCGUGAAGGUCAAAACGAGGAUCUGGAGUGGCACGUUUAUCUCGGCCGCCUAUCAGACCAUUGAGCUGACCUCCGAUGUCGACGUCGAGACCCCGAACCCCGAUCUGCUCGUCAUCGGCCUCAAGCGGCUGCCGGUGGUGGUGACGAUCAGCAAACCCGGAGAGAAAGCCGACGUUCCAGUGGGAGUGAUCGUCGGCAGCGCGAUCGCCGGACUGCUGCUGCUGGCUCUGGCCGUUGGGCUGCUGUGGAAGUUCGGGUUUUUCAAAAGAAAGUACCAGCAGCUUCAGAUGGAGGCCGAUGAAGACGAGCAGAGCCACCCGCAUGUAGACGAGGUGCUGUGAGCUGAGGAGACCCCCCCCCCCCCCCCUACACACACACACACACACACACACACAGCCUUCUCUCCUCACUGGAUCGUAACCAGUGAGGAACACUGGCAACACGUCACUGCUUCUGCAAACGGACUGCGGCUCAAUCACUGGACGUCGGGCUGAUUAAAUGGAGGCUUUUCAGUUUGUGGAUAACUAGCAUUUGGACCUCUGUCCAAGGGUUCCAUUUGUUUGUUACAGGGGAUUAUUAUUACUUUGUUUUGUUUGUUUAGCUUUGUGGACUGUACAUUGACUGGUUGCUGUUCUGCACUGACUUUGUAAGAACUGUAUUUUUUUCGCGGAUGAAGUUUAGUUUUACACUGUAAAGGCAUCUAAUUUACCCAGUGCCUUUUGCUCUGAACACUUCAGGGCAACAUGGUUGAGAAAUAGCAUUUUUUUUUUUUUUAUAAUGCAAAUGCGUAGCACAAACUGCUUUGCUGUCUCUUCUGGCACUCGGGGCUUUUUCUUGCCGAAACAAUAGCUAUCCUGUGACGAGUGAAAUCUGUCGCUGUGUUUGUACUGUACAUUCUGUAAGAUAAAAUGAUUAUCGUUCAUAUUGGGUUUUAUAAUAUGAAAAAAUUAGAGGCAAUAUGGGUCAAUGGAA
Molecule: messenger RNA, 4285 nt
Organism: Cyclopterus lumpus (lumpfish)
Lineage: Eukaryota; Metazoa; Chordata; Actinopteri; Perciformes; Cyclopteridae
Gene: itga2.2
Product: integrin, alpha 2 (CD49B, alpha 2 subunit of VLA-2 receptor), tandem duplicate 2
Exons: 30
Coding region: 97-3654 (1185 amino acids)
Biological process (GO): integrin-mediated signaling pathway; cell adhesion mediated by integrin; cell-matrix adhesion
Cellular component (GO): external side of plasma membrane; integrin complex
Molecular function (GO): integrin binding
Source: RefSeq, a predicted model, not a curated record